Pollicipes pollicipes is the source of this 1780-nucleotide messenger RNA. Its product is annotated as dual serine/threonine and tyrosine protein kinase. Gene Ontology annotation, cellular component: cytoplasm. The transcript is spliced from 12 exons. NCBI's taxonomy places the organism in Eukaryota, Metazoa, Arthropoda, Thecostraca, Pollicipedomorpha, Pollicipedidae. The record is from RefSeq and is a predicted model, not a curated record. Gene Ontology annotation, molecular function: ATP binding; protein kinase activity. Bases 287 to 1780 code for a protein of 497 amino acids. Gene Ontology annotation, biological process: cellular response to fibroblast growth factor stimulus; negative regulation of apoptotic process; protein phosphorylation.
CGCCGACCGCGCCUGCCUGGCACGCUUCUGCCGCCCACCGCCCGGCCCGCUCGUCCUCCAGCUGAUAGCCGUCGGGUACGAGUUCAGCGCGUGCCCGCCGGCGGUGUCCGGCCAGCCGGUGGACGAGCUGUGGCUGAGCUGCCAGCUGGCGACAGGGUCGGCCGGCCUGCUGGCGCUGGCGCCCUACCUGCGCACCUGGCUCCAGCUACGCCUGCUGCUCGCCGCGCACCGCAUCAACAAGGCGCUGAACCAGCUGCUGCGAGCCUUCAUCCUGUCGGCGUUCGACAUGGCACGCGAGAUCCAGAUCACACCGCGCCGGCUCCAGUACGCCCGCCAGAAGGAGACGGAGCUCUUCGACAAUGUCAUGAGCAUCGCCGACAAGAACCAGCUGCAGAUGUCCCAGCUGGUCAACCGCACCACGGCUAGCAUGCGCGAGGAACUGCUGGCCCAGGCGGCCCUGCAUCAGUUCAGAGAUGUGGAGGUGUCGGAGAGUGGCGAGGUCCGCUCGGCGCGGCAGCUGCAGCAGUGCACGGCCGAGAUCCAGAACCUGCUGCUGGGCGCGCUGAACCGGGCCGUGGCCGGCCAGCUGGUCGGCAGCGUGGACUACAUGCAGGAGCGGUUCGUGGGCACGCUGCAGCGCUGCCUGCUCUCGUUGGAGGCGCACGACGACGGCAGCGCCGGCGCCAGCAACGCCCUCAAACAGAUCCUGAACUCGGCCUACAGCCUGGAGCUGUCGGUGCAGACGUCAUCGAGCGUCAUCACGUCUCUGUGGGAGCGGCUGAAGCAGCUGCUGGACGUGAUGCCCUGGAAGACGCCGCCCUGCGUGGACGCCCUCUGGCGGCGGCGUGUUGCCACCGAGAUGCUGGACAAUAUCAACGAGCUGCGCCUCAGUCGGAUCAUCUGCUCCCAGCUGCGCGAGCGGCUCCGCUGCGCUCACGAGGCGUUCGUGCACUCGAUCGGCCGCCUGGAGGCGCAGCUGGCCGGCCAGCUGGAGCAGACCGAGCGCGACCGGCUGCGCAUGAAGAAGCAGCACGCGCCGCACGUGGCGCGCCUGGCCCUGCAGGCGGCCGCGUACGUCGACUCCGCGCGCUUCGGUGUGCCGCAGCUGUCGGCCGAGAUCGGGCGCGGCCAGUACGGCGUGGUGUACAGCAGCAGUGCCUGGGCUGGCCGCCGAGACUGGGCCGUCAAGUCGGUCAUCCCUCCCGACGAACGGCACUGGAACGACCUCUCCAUGGAGUACUUCUACACACGGUCGCUGCCGGAGCAUGAGCGGGUGGUGAGCAUCCGCGGCAUCGUGAUUGACUACAACUACAGCCACAGCCGGCUGUCAGCCGCCCUGCUGCUGAUGGAGCGCAUGCACAGCGACCUGUACCUGGCCAUCCAGGACGGCCUCGACCUGCGCACCCGGCUCAAGGUUGCCAUGGACGUGGCUCAGGGCGCUCGGUUCCUGCACUCCCAAGGGCUCAUUCACAGGGACAUCAAGCUGAAAAAUGUGCUGUUGGACGACGCGAACCGCGGCAAGCUGUCGGACCUGGGCUUCUGCAAGCCAGAGGCCAUGAUCUCAGGCUCGGUGGUGGGCACGCCGAUCCACAUGGCGCCGGAGCUGUUCAGUGGCAAAUACGACAACAGCGUGGACGUGUACGCAUUUGGCGUGCUGCUCUGGUACAUCCUCUCUGACGACGUGCGGAUGCCGGCCGUCUACGAGCAGUGCGACAACAAGAAUGACUUGUGGAAGUGCGUCAAGCGAGAGGCCGGCGCCGUGAUCCCCUGCUGGUCGUGA